Lynx canadensis (Canada lynx) is the source of this 8621-nucleotide messenger RNA. RefSeq names its product SATB homeobox 1 (gene SATB1). Gene Ontology annotation, biological process: chromatin remodeling; regulation of transcription by RNA polymerase II. The transcript has 12 exons. The record is from RefSeq and is a predicted model, not a curated record. Bases 2311 to 4689 code for a protein of 792 amino acids. NCBI's taxonomy places the organism in Eukaryota, Metazoa, Chordata, Mammalia, Carnivora, Felidae. Gene Ontology annotation, molecular function: DNA-binding transcription factor activity, RNA polymerase II-specific; RNA polymerase II cis-regulatory region sequence-specific DNA binding.
AGAAUGGUCAUUACUCUUGCUUUUCAAAUUGAUUUGGUUUUCAAACUCCAGAACUCUGGGGUGAUUUUAACAAAUUGGUUUACAUUUUGACAGAACAGAGUUAAGUUAAUUAAUAGAUCAGGCACGAAAAAUCAUCCACGGUAGGGUGUAUUUUCUGGUAAAAUGAAAGUUAUAUUUCAGCAUCAUGAACAUCAGGCUUCAGUAAUCUGUUCCUCGUGUGGAAUGAACACUUCCUACUUCGAGCUAGCAGGCACCUACUGUUUAUUUACGCUGCAUUAAACUGACAGCUCAGCAAUCAGAGGAAAAAUAUUACUUACCUUCCUGAAGUAAAUACCAGUUUAUAGGUUAGCGCACGUAUUUAUAUUCCUGUCACCACUAAAUAACGGCUCCGUCUCCAUUUUAAUAUCUACCUGUACUAUAAUCCAGGGCUUCAGGCUCUUCCUGGUUGGGGGUAGGGGUCGAGAGGAGUUUUUCUUAAUCAUUUACCAGUGGCAAAACUUUAAAGCAGAGGAAUAUCUUCUUAUUUCUGUCGUGUGGGAACCGGUUGAAAGGCACGCUAUGCACUUUUGCUUUACAUACGUCAAAUGUAACAUCAAAACCCCAAAAGACUCUGCAUGCCACUUAAAAUCGUCAUCUUAGGGCAACCUCAGGACCAACGCAUCCAAACGCAUCGAAGUGUGUGUUUGUGACACUAACUUUCUGCAAAGUUCCAACGAGAUUACUUAAACUAUCUGAUUACUUAGAGAAUAACUUUGAUCAAGUGUGGUACCUCCCAAGUCUUAGAUGAAAUGGUUCAGUUGUUAAUGGAGAUCUGCCAACGUGAGGACAAAGUGGGGCUCACUGAUUGAUUGACUGACUGAUACUGUUGGCUUUCCUCUGAAAAUAGGCUUGCCCCCUUUGUCUUCUUGUUAAUCUGCCACAUUUAAGAGAGAUUUCAACUUGGUUCUGAUACUAAAUGCACUUGUUGUCUUCUUUUUAAGUUAAAAGCCCCUUCUCUUUCAAGACUCCUGGAAAUACUGCUCAAUAUACUGUGAAAGCUGAAUUCCCAAACUUAUGAUUAACUUGUGAAAAUGCUUAUUUUCACUUAUGUUCUAUAAGUAGCUCUUACACCAUCAUCUACACACGGUUGUCAAUCUCUAAUCAUAUAUUCCAUUGACAUCAGAGCAGAAUGUGGUCUUAAUACAGCAUAUAAAUCAAAUCUGUUACACAAGGUUCUUCUUCUUCACUAUACCAAAGAAAAAGUGUCUACUAUGGUAAUUUAUAUCUCAUUCCUAAGUGCUAUUCUCAAUGGUUAAGUCUAUUUAAACUUGAUGUCUUCAUAGAGUGUGAUCAACACAUUAACACACAUUAUUUAGUACUUUUGAACUUACGCCAACGGUACCUUUUGCUGUUUAUUUUUUUAAAGUCUUUUUUAAGAUCAGAUAUUUCAUUUCAGAGUAAAUAGAUACAGAUUGUGUGUAUAUAUAUUCAGGGUGAGAUUUAGUAGCAGAGCAUUUCUCCAGCAUAUUGGCCUAUUUUUAUUCUUUUAAGUUACUCUGCCUCACUGCCACAGUUGUUGCUGUCUGAAGGUUCAUAAUAGAAAUUCUAAUCACCUCUUUCAGUGGACUUUCAAGGAUGUAAUUCAGUUUAUGUGAUGAUCUAGUUUAGUUAUGAGAGAUGAAAAUUAGUUAACUGGUACCCUAGCAUUUAUGUCCCUAGAUUCUGCUGAAAUUUAUUCAGUCCAGUUAUUUGACAUUUGGUAGUGAAGUAUCUUGUAAUCAAAAAUUAAGAGUUGGUUCAGUUUCCAGUGGAGGAAAGAUCUUGCUGGAUAAAACGUUUAACUGUGCAAUAUUUUAUUACACUCAUCACUCAUUUUAGAGCCCGCUCAUUGUUGCACAAAUUUUUGAGGACCUUGGGGUGCAGGCUCCCCAAAUGAAGCUGAAAACACUCACAGAAGGAGAUGUCAGGCUGCACCUGGUCGUGCCUUUACUAGAAUGUCUGUGGACCUGCAUCGGCCCCCCUCCUCUGCACCCCUUCCUCCCCCCAGGUGUGCAGGAAGUGGAGGGCGUUGUGCUGGGUGAAGUGGGUGGACUCUACCCAGAGCUAUGACCUGAUUUGUGACGCACCCUCAGAACUGCAGUCAUGGUCCAGCUGCUUCACAGGCAACUGGUAACACCUCAUUUGGGGAUGCUUCUGCCCUGCUAGCAGUGCCAGAGAGAACUUCGUCAUUGUCACCUCAUCAAAGACUACUUUUUGCGAGCUCUCCCAUAGGGCUAGAUUUGGAGAGCAGCCUCUGAUAUUUGGAGGGUGAUCUUUAGAGGGUAACUGAGUAUGGAUCAUUUGAACGAGGCAACUCAGGGGAAAGAACAUUCAGAAAUGUCUAACAAUGUGAGCGAUCCGAAGGGUCCACCAGCCAAGAUUGCCCGCCUGGAGCAGAACGGGAGCCCGCUAGGAAGAGGAAGGCUUGGGAGCACAGGUGCAAAAAUGCAGGGAGUGCCUUUAAAACACUCGGGCCAUCUGAUGAAAACCAACCUUAGGAAAGGAACCAUGCUACCAGUUUUCUGCGUGGUGGAACAUUAUGAAAAUGCCAUUGAAUAUGACUGCAAGGAGGAGCAUGCGGAAUUUGUGUUGGUGAGAAAGGAUAUGCUUUUCAACCAGCUGAUAGAAAUGGCAUUGCUGUCUCUGGGUUAUUCGCAUAGCUCUGCUGCCCAGGCCAAAGGGCUAAUCCAGGUCGGAAAGUGGAAUCCAGUGCCACUAUCUUAUGUGACAGACGCCCCUGAUGCUACGGUAGCAGAUAUGCUUCAAGACGUGUAUCAUGUGGUCACAUUGAAAAUUCAGUUACACAGUUGCCCCAAACUAGAAGACUUGCCUCCCGAACAAUGGUCGCACACCACAGUAAGGAAUGCUCUGAAGGACUUACUGAAAGAUAUGAAUCAGAGUUCGUUGGCCAAGGAGUGCCCCCUUUCACAGAGUAUGAUUUCUUCCAUUGUGAACAGCACUUACUAUGCAAAUGUCUCAGCAGCAAAAUGUCAAGAAUUUGGAAGGUGGUACAAACAUUUCAAGAAGACAAAAGAUAUGAUGGUCGAAAUGGAUAGUCUUUCUGAACUAUCCCAGCAAGGUGCCAAUCACGUCAACUUUGGCCAGCAGCCUGUCCCAGGGAACACAGCUGAGCAGCCUCCGUCCCCCGCGCAGCUCUCCCAUGGCAACCAGCCCUCUGUCCGGACCCCUCUACCGAACCUGCACCCUGGGCUUGUGUCAACGCCCAUCAGUCCUCAAUUGGUCAACCAGCAGCUGGUGAUGGCUCAGCUGCUGAACCAGCAGUAUGCAGUGAAUAGACUUUUAGCCCAGCAGUCCUUAAACCAACAAUACUUGAACCACCCUCCCCCUGUCAGUAGAUCUAUGAAUAAGCCUUUGGAGCAACAGGUUUCAACCAACACAGAGGUGUCUUCCGAAAUCUACCAGUGGGUACGUGAUGAACUGAAACGAGCAGGAAUCUCCCAGGCAGUAUUUGCACGUGUGGCUUUUAACAGAACUCAGGGCUUGCUUUCAGAAAUCCUCCGAAAGGAAGAGGACCCCAAGACUGCAUCCCAGUCUUUGCUGGUAAACCUUCGGGCUAUGCAGAAUUUCUUGCAGUUACCAGAAGCUGAAAGAGAUCGAAUUUACCAGGAUGAAAGGGAAAGGAGCUUGAAUGCUGCCUCGGCUAUGGGUCCAGCCCCCCUGAUAAGCACACCGCCCAGCCGCCCUCCCCAGGUGAAAACAGCUACGAUUGCCACUGAGAGGAAUGGGAAACCAGAGAACAAUACCAUGAACAUUAAUGCUUCCAUUUAUGAUGAGAUUCAGCAGGAAAUGAAGCGCGCUAAAGUGUCCCAAGCACUGUUUGCAAAGGUUGCCGCAACCAAAAGCCAGGGGUGGUUGUGUGAGCUGUUACGCUGGAAAGAAGAUCCCUCUCCAGAAAACAGGACUCUGUGGGAGAACCUCUCCAUGAUCCGAAGGUUCCUCAGUCUUCCUCAGCCAGAACGUGAUGCCAUUUAUGAACAGGAGAGCAACGCGGUGCAUCACCAUGGCGACAGGCCGCCCCACAUUAUCCAUGUUCCAGCAGAGCAGAUUCAGAGCCCCUCUCCCACCACCCUUGGGAAAGGAGAGUCUAGAGGCGUUUUCUUACCAGGCCUGCUGACCCCUGCACCAUGGCUCGGUGCUGCUCCUCAGCAGCAGCCGCAGGCGCAGGCGCAGCAGCAGCCGGCGCCGCCACCCCCGCAGGCGCAGGCGCAGCAGCCGGCCGGGCCCCGGCUCCCCCCGCGGCAGCCCACGGUGGCCUCGCCCGCAGAGGCCGAGGACGAGAACCGGCAGAAGACCCGGCCGCGGACGAAAAUUUCCGUGGAAGCCCUGGGCAUCCUCCAGAGUUUCAUCCAAGACGUGGGCCUGUACCCGGACGAAGAGGCCAUCCAGACUCUGUCCGCGCAACUUGACCUUCCCAAGUACACCAUCAUCAAGUUCUUUCAGAACCAGCGGUAUUAUCUCAAGCACCAUGGCAAACUGAAGGACAACUCCGGCUUAGAGGUGGAUGUGGCCGAAUACAAGGAAGAGGAGUUGCUUAAGGAUUUGGAAGAGAGUGCCCAAGACAAAAAUGCUAACACCCUUUUCUCGGUGAAGCUAGAAGAAGAGCUGUCGGUGGAAGGAAACACAGACAUUAACACUGACUUGAAAGACUGAGAUCAAAGUAUUAUUUUCAUUCAACAGUGCCACUGGUAUUUACUAACGACAUGAGAAGUCCACCUUGUAUUCUCUCAGAAAACCUUUGUUGUUCAUGGUUUGGCCAAUGAAUCUUCAGAAACUUGCACAAACAGGAAAGUUGAGAAAGGAUAAUACAGACUGCACUAAAUGUUUUACUCUGUUUUACAAACUGCUUGGCAGCCCCAGGUGAAGCAUCGAGGAUUGUUUGGUAUUUAAAAUUAAAAUUUGUGUUCACGGGACGCAUCGAGGUGCAUACCCGUAAGCAUGAUACCAGUGAUAUCUUUUUUUAAAAAAAAAAAAAUUAUUAUUCUGGAGCCUCAAACAAGCAUUAUAACUUCUGUGAUUAUUAUUUCCUUCCUUUAAUUAUUUCUGUAACACUCCACACUGAUCUUUGGAAACUCGCCCCUUAUUUUAAAAAAAAAAAAAAAGAGUUUGUUACUCUAUUGUAUGUUACAAAAGAACUAUAGACUGUGGAAUGCAGUUUAAAGAUGACAUAUGCCAACAAAUGCCUUGUAUUAUAUGGCACUGCCGUAAUUCAAAUUUGUUUUUAUUUUGGAAAUAAAAGUUCACUGUAAUUUUUUUCAUUCUCAUUGUUACAUGAUUUUUUAAAAAAUGAAAAGAAAAUGUGAAACACAAUUUAGUCCUCAUUAUUUAUUUGUAGAUCCUGCAGCAUCAUGUUGUAAUUAAUUUUUUGGAAGUUUCCGUUAAAUGUAAUAUUGCUUCUCUUGUUACCAUACUGAUUCUUUUCUAUUUAUAAAUGUAUUUUGAUGGGCAGUAAAACAAAGUGUCUUAAAAGUUUUAAAUAGAGAAAAUGUGCUUUACACAGUUGCCUAUAAAAAGUGCUCUAUGUUAUCCAAGCAAUUCAUACUAUAAGCUUCACUCUUAUUGUUGUAUGCAAUUUUUACUAUCAUGCAAAUAAGCUUAGGUAAAUAAAACUAAUAGAUCACCUUAGAAAAUUAUGCAAUUAAUGUGAAAAUAAUGGAUGUUUGCAAUGUGUCUUCCUUUGGUUUACAAUCAAUUUUAAAGCUACAUCUGUAUAAAAUUUCUGUAUAAAGGUGUAUUUCUUUUUUAUGAGUUUAUGGCUAUGAAAACACCAGCUAUUUUGUUACAGCUGGCUGUUUUUAUAAGUGUAUCACAAUUUUCUUUAUGCAGAAAUGUUCUGAUUAGGAGUGGUUAUUGACUGUAACUACACAAUUAAAAUUGUUUGUAUGGUAUGACAUGGUAGGGUUUGUCUGCUUAUGUGAAGUAACUUGAAAGAGUCAAAGAUGGCCCUCUCAGUUAGGUGCAUGUUAAUACUUUCUUGAGGAUAUUUUACCGAUUUUAUAAAGAGCAACUGAAAAGUCACUUGAAACACUGUAAAUUUCAGUCACAAACGUGGUCAUUUUUUUUCAGUUUAACAACAAAGACCAUAGCCUGUUUUUGCUUAACAUUUUGCCUAGCAAACAGAGAGAGCAGGAUGGUCAAAAGACCUGCCAACGAAAACAUAAAUCUAGUCUCUAGGAGUUAUGCACUUAGAAUGAAUUCAUCUGCAUUUAUUUCACAAUAUUUGAUUAUGGCAACGCUUUUUUUAAGCAAAUGUAUAAAUAUUUUAAAGGCCUUUACCAGUAACAUAAAGUAAGUAGGGGAAAAAUGGACCUUCUGUAUAAAAACCUCAUAGUAAGCAAUGUAUUUUUUUAAGUUCUAAGUGGAAUAUGAGUUAACUCGGAGCUCAUUUGGUUGUGUAUGUCAUAACUAUAGGAACUAAAUGAAGAAAAUAAGAAUAACACACCUGGAUCUUAAACACAGUCUUCUGAACUCUCGCAACAUAAAGCUCUGUAAACUCCAAGAUCUAGAAUGAGAUGUGCUAAUCACGGUCGUGGAAGGGAUUGAGGCCAGCGUUGCAGUUUUUGAUUGUUAGUAUUUUGUUUGUAUUCACUUUAUCUUUUGCUGCUUUUUAAGGUUUCCUAGAUGUUAAUAGGGGUAUCCGUCUGGGUUCCUUGAUGGUUGGUUCUGAAAUUGUCCAAUCUCUUCAUGCCUAACGUUUUUCCAGGCCCUGAUGAGCUCAGUGGUACGCAACUGGGCUGCUUUAAUGUUGAACUUUUACUUAAGGAACUAAAAUGGCAUCAUUGAAGACUCCCAAUUCAGCCGUAAAAGUACUAUUUACUUUUGAAGCACAGCUGAACUACGAAGGCAGCUGGUUUGCUGUAACUUAAAAUUGCAUUGAAAAAGUUUUCAGUUCUUUUUAUUAAACGAGAAGACAACUUUUAAACAUUUCUUGCGUAGAGUUCAGAAAAUCACUUGAGCAAACGACAUUUGAAUUAAUAAAAUAGAAGCUAGAUUUCAUGUAUUUAGAAAAGGAAUACAUAGAAACGAGUGUGCCAUAAAGUUUUUUACAAAUUCCUUUCUCCUGCUUUUUCUCCUCUGAGUUUAGGGGAGAAAGGUAGAGCAAAGAGUAGACUUUUAUUUUUUUAACCAGCCCAACAGAAUAUAAGGUGCCAGAAAUUUAAUUUCUUUAGAACGAAAAAUUGGGUUGCAAAUACGAUUUCGCCAUUCACAGUAACCUCAUUUCUUUUGAAAUCGCAUUUUGAAAGAAUUGAUGAGUGUGUGUAAGAAAUCAAUACAAUACUAAUGAAAGUCUCAGACCCUUUAACUUAAGCAGCAUAAUCGUACUAAUAUGAUAUUUUAAGCCAAAAAUUAAAAUAAAAGCACAUAUUAAAAGAGAGUGAUGGUCAUGAUGGAGUGAGCAAAAUUGUUUCCAGGGAAGAUGGCACAAUUUGACAAUGAUUCGUUCGGGUGAUCUUCCACAUUGCUCCCCUGAUGUUUUUUAUUGUUAAUACCUGUCCUCUUACUACAGGUGGCUAUGGUAAACACUCCUUGAACAAGCUUCAUUGUGUCCAAGUAUUUCAGAAACUUUUAAAAGCUGGGCAUGACCUAGCGCUUUGUGCUGUUAAGACCUUAGCAGAGUCAGGUAGUUUGCAGGUAAUAUUCAACCUUGUGCAUCUGAAUCUGUCAUGGAUUCCUUCCCUCAGCACUUUGCCACUAAUUUGUAUUACACUCUGUGGCCAUAUAAUACUUGCACAUUAUGCAAAAAAUAAUGUUGACAGUAUCUCCUUGGCACGUAAUAUGCAGAGUUGACACAUAACCUUUGAAAACCAAGGUAACUAAUAUCUGUGCCCUAGUUGUAUGGCACUUGGUUAAAAAGUCUGUACAUAUUAUGUAUAAAAUGUGUAUUGAUUAACAUUUAGUCCUAAGGAAUUCUGAGCUUAAAAGAAGUGUUCUUUUUUUUUUCCAAGUAGUGAUAUCUAUAUCUAACUGUGCUUAUCUAAAAUAUAUAGCUUGAGUAGAAAACAUUUUCAAAAUGAUUCAACAUUGAGUAAAACUGACAAUCCCGUACAUUCCACUAUUAAAUUCUGCCCUUUUCCCUAUUGUUACCAUCAGCUAAUAUUAAGGUCCUUGAUUGUCACAAUAUUAUCAAUAAAUGAGGUAUUCUGAACUGCCUGGUGAUAUUUUCAAAAGGAGCAAAAUGUGUAUACCCUAUUAUAUAGCCCCCAGAUAGGACUGUCUUGUCAAAGCAAGCCAAAAAUCUGCAUGAUAGUGUGGAAACCAACGAAGGUCCAGAAACAUUUAUCACAUUUAAAAUAUCAGAAGAUACUGAUACUGGAGCUUAUCUUGCAAGUAAAUAUUUUGGACUUUUAAAGGGGGCAUAUUACGGAUUCAGUGUUUCUUCCAAGGCAAUCCUUUCAAUGUAAAUACUAAAUACUUGCAUGUCUUGCAACAGAGGUUAAAUUACAAUCUAUUAACCUGCACAUUUUUGAUAAAAUAUAAAGUACCCUUAAUAAAGAGAUGUGGUGAAAGGUGUAUGUCCAGAAUACUAUUACCUGUUUAACAAUACCAAAUGUUAAAUAAAAGUAGUUUGGAAUUAAUGUUUAAAA